This is a messenger RNA of Fulvia fulva, 1176 nucleotides long. Its product is annotated as Mannan endo-1,6-alpha-mannosidase DFG5. Gene Ontology annotation, biological process: carbohydrate metabolic process. The transcript has 2 exons. The record is from RefSeq and is a predicted model, not a curated record. Bases 1 to 1176 code for a protein of 391 amino acids. NCBI's taxonomy places the organism in Eukaryota, Fungi, Ascomycota, Dothideomycetes, Mycosphaerellales, Mycosphaerellaceae.
AUGCUGUUAUCUUAUACACCAGACGGGACUUCACUGUGGCCGCUUGCUACCCACGACCACUCUCUUCCUGCAAUGUAUCCCCGUACAAGUCCCAGUAACCUGCUGAUCACAGCAAUUCUGCUCGGGCUGAGCGUGUGUUCACCUACGAAGAGAGAUGUCACCAUCUCGAACGCACAGUCUGCGUAUGAAGUUCUCCAACAAUGGUAUGAUGAGAGUGCCGGGACAUGGAAGACCACAGGCUGGUGGGGAAGUGCCAGCUGCACCGAUGUGAUCGGUCGACUAGCGGCGCUAGAUGGAAGCAAGAAGGAUGAGAUCACAUCUGUUCUGUCCAAUACCUUCACGAAGGCGAAUGGAGGCCACUUUCUGAACAGCUAUUACGAUGACAAUGGCUGGUGGGCUCUGGCAUGGAUACAAGCAUAUGAUUUGACCCGGGAUUCGAAGUAUCUGGACAUGGCUGAGACGGUCUACGAUGACAUGUAUAAAGUCUUCGGCAAGACGAGCUGUAGCCAGAACAGCGGAGGUGUUGGAGGCAUCUGGUGGGAUAGGAUGCAAACCUAUGUCAAUGCAAUCCCGAACGGACUCUUCCUCAGUCUCGCUGCUCAUCUCGCCACCCGUGUCGAAGGUGACCGCAAGGAUGGAUAUGUGGACACGGCCAAGAAGCAAUGGAACUGGUUCAAAAAUACCGCAAUGUUCAACGAUCGAGGCACCAUCAACGACGGUCUCAUCAAUGGCUGUCAAAGCAACGAGGAAUACCAAGAGACCGUCUGGUCCUACAAUCAAGGUGUAGCAGUAGGCGGUCUCGCUGAACUCGCCACAGCAACAGGCGAUCCUUCCUACAUCACAUCAGCCCGCGGCAUUGCAGAUGCCGCCAUCGCUGAGCUUGCCCCCAACGGCAUCCUUGUCGAUAUCUGUGAACACAACUCGAGCUGCAAUGGCGAUCAGACACAGUUCAAAGGAGUCUUUGUGCGGAAUCUAAUCAAGCUGCAGAAAGCUAGUCCUCAGCCAUUGGCGAAGUAUGCAGACUUCUUGCAUAGUAACGCAAACUCCAUAUGGUCGAAGAACAGAAAUGAGGCAGGACAGUUGAGCUUGCAGUGGGGUGGACCUUUCAUGAAUCCAGCAAAUGCUUCUACGCAUAGUUCGGCGCUUGACUGCUUGGUAGCGUCGCUUUCGACGUAG